UUUCAGACGUAUUGUUUACAAAACAAAUCCUGAAAUUAUUUCUACAGUUUUUCGGAGUUUCUGCAGAUUUUACUUAUAAUUGUACGAUAAAGUUAUGGUAUUAUGGUAAGCCUUACAGAGCCACUAGAUUUCAUGGAAAUCUGCCGAAGCUGCAUGACGAAAAAGCAAAGGAUGCGUCCCCUGUUCGGUUCGAGUAUAGAUUCUAUGCUAAUGGCUGUUGCCAACGUGAAGAUUACAGAAAACGACGGCUUUCCUGCGCAAAUGUGUGUUCAGUGUGUGCUGCAAGUCAGCAGAUCUUUUGCCUUCAAGCAGCAAUGUGAAAAGACGGAUUCCGCUUUAAGGGAAUACCGGGCGCGUGUUGCAGCGACAAACACCAAUUUGCAUGCCGAUCUUCCUGCAGAAGUUAAUAGUGAAAGUGUUGAUGUAAACGAAAAGCAGCAUCAGCUUGCAUUAAUAGAGCUAGAUGCAGAUCAGUCGGGCCUAGAAUAUCAAAUCAAAGGGAGCGAAACUAGUGGUUGUGUUUUUAUUUUGAGUGCUAUUGAGGACUCAGAUGUAAGCAGAAGAAAUACCGAUUCUACAGAAAUAAUUCUUUCUACGGUUGAUUCUCUCCAUGUACCCAUUGCUCAAAAGGAGGAAGUACAAGAAAUGAGCAUUGGAGAAGAGAUUAAGUUUAUAGCUUCACUUAACUUGAACUCAAAUGUUCUUGAUUGCAAUGAAAUUUCUUUGGCAGAGGAAAUCAUCGAACAUGAUCACUACGCAACUGAAACGAGUAGUCCAAAUGUUUGCUUUAUCAAAGCUGACCAUGCUGAAGAAUUACCCAGAACAGUUGGAAAGGCUAGUCAACAGAAGCGAAAUCCUGCCGAAGAAGCCCCACCUCCUCCUUAUGAUACAGCACUUUCUAGCCGUUUUGAAUGUGCAGUUUGUCACAAGAAAUUUGCAGACUCCGGCAAACUUCGGCGUCACUCGCGUACUCACUUGAUCGAUAAACCACACGUGUGCAAGGUAUGCGGAAUGUCUUUUGCAGAAAGUUCUAAUCUGACAAAGCAUCACCGUAGACACACGGGCGAGCUACGGAAUGUCGUCGGUAAGCCAAAUCUCUGCUCGGUGUGCGGCAAACGCUUCAAGUGGGCUACCUCGCUGUCGAAGCACAUGAAGCAUCACACCAAGCGGAAGCUGUUUAUCUGUCCGUAUCAGGGAUGCAGUAAAUAUUACGUAGAGCAGCGGUCGCUCGACAUUCAUGUGUUUUCUCAUGAUGGCCGGAAGCCGUUCAGUUGCGGCUUUUGCAAUAAGGGAUUCACGCAAAAGUGCAAUCUACAGAAACACGAACGGGUACAUACGGGAGAGAAACCUUUCAAAUGCAAUGUUUGUCACAAAAGUUUUGCACAGAGCGGAUAUCUGGUGAUUCAUCAGCGGAUACAUAGUCGUGAGAAACCCUACAGUUGCCGAGAGUGUGGAAAACAAUUUGCUGCUUCAAACGCACUGACAGUUCAUCUCCGGUCGCAUAGCGGCGAACGUCCUUAUGGGUGUGAUGUAUGUAGUAAGCGAUUCUCACGCCAGGAAACGUUAACGAUUCACAAAACUAGAAAACAUCUCAAUGAUCGACCUUUUGCAUGUACGUUGUGCUCGGCCAAGUUCGAAUCUACUGAUAGCCUAACGGCACAUCUAAAAGCUGAUCACGGUGACCGCUAUUAUCAUAUGUGUGCCAGUUGUGGUAAAGUAUUUGCAUCGUUGCAUAGUUUAAAGAACCAUCAGAAAGCUCACCACAAAGAAGGUGAAGUUGACGAAGGACAACCACAACCACUGAUCCAGUUUGUAGUCGAUCAGGAUUUGGUUGGGUAAACCGUAGAUUUGGAAACAUUGCAUACCGGUGGCGUAGUAAAUACCUUUGUUGUAGAUUCUAAUAGCACAAAUCAGUAGACUCGCAGAAAAUACAGUUUAAUCAGUUAGCAAUUAAAUGUUUCGUACUGUACAGGAUAUAAAAAGCGAAAAUAUUUCUUUCAAU
Wyeomyia smithii (pitcher-plant mosquito) is the source of this 2002-nucleotide messenger RNA. Its product is annotated as zinc finger protein 260-like. The record is from RefSeq and is a predicted model, not a curated record. Bases 103 to 1839 code for a protein of 578 amino acids. Gene Ontology annotation, biological process: regulation of transcription by RNA polymerase II. NCBI's taxonomy places the organism in Eukaryota, Metazoa, Arthropoda, Insecta, Diptera, Culicidae. The transcript has 8 exons. Gene Ontology annotation, cellular component: nucleus. Gene Ontology annotation, molecular function: RNA polymerase II cis-regulatory region sequence-specific DNA binding; DNA-binding transcription factor activity, RNA polymerase II-specific; zinc ion binding.